This is a messenger RNA of Prorocentrum cordatum, 1371 nucleotides long. Lineage: Eukaryota; Dinophyceae; Prorocentrales; Prorocentraceae. The record is from the annotation of a GenBank genome assembly.
AUGGCGGACGGGGUGGUUCAAGCGCUGCCCGCUGCUGUGCGCCAGCUGAGGGCCGCGGGCAUCCCUGAGCAGGAGGCGGUGGACUCUGCCACAGUGGCGGCGCCGCGCCGCAGUGGCUCUGCCACCGAGACGGCGCUCGCGAGGGGGUCCGCGUGCGGGCGGGGAUCGGAGGCGCGCGCGCUGCCCGACGGGGCGACCGCGGAUUGUGCAGGAACGCGCAGGGGCGUCAUGCCCGCGAGCUGCUCCCUCGCCGCGCGCCGCGGUGGACUCUGCCACAGUGGCGUGGAGGUGUUUGAAGGGGCUUACGGCACCGUUUGCGCCCAUCAGCCGCUGAGCACCAGCGCUCGGUACUUGGUUUGCAUGGCCUUCCCAGACUCUGUCAGCGAGAUCGCGGAGCGCUAUGGCCUGAUUGUAAGCGGGCUUAACGGUGUCUCCGCGCCCACGCAUGUCCAGGCAGCUCGCGGCCCGAGCGGCAGGGUCAGGAGCGCCGUGACGAAGAUGGAGCUGUCGCACUGCGAACUCCAGGGGGAUGGAGUUAAAGAGGCUCGUCGCCAUGGCGACGGGGAGCUCGAGGGCGAGGCGUUCGACGUCGUGAGGCCCCUCGACGAGGCGCAGCGGCAGCUGCAGCUGGGCCUCGAGGCCCGGGCGCAGGCCGAGAGCGCGAUGCUGGAGUCGGCCACGUGGCGCCUGCGGCGGCAGCAGUCCGGGCGCACGCCGCUGCACGACGCGGCGGAGCGGGGCGACGCGUCGGCGUGCGGCGAGCUGCUCGCGGACCCGAGGUGGGACGCGAACGCCAGGGACAUCCACGGCUGCAUCGCCCUCCACUACGCGGCCGAGGCGCCGCCAGGGAGGCUCCUGCGUGCCCUGCGGGAGAACUCCGAGGCGGGCGUGCGGGCCGCCCUGGCGGAGGACCCCCACGCCGCCAAGGAGCCCUUCAUGGACCACGGCUUCGAGCCGCCCCUCUGCGCGGCCGUCCGCCUUGGGUGCCGCGCGGGCGUCGUGCGGCUGCUGGCCGCCGCCGGCGCGGACGCCCGCGCGCGCGACACCCGGGGCCGCUCGCCGCUGGAGCUGCUCAGCUCCGGGGCGGCGCCGCAGGCCAUGUUCGGUCCUCCUCUGGACGAGGUGCCCCCCUUGGCCGGCCUGGGCGACUGGGCGCAGUGGGUGCGCGACCACGAGGAGGGCGUGGCGGCGGCCCUGCUGGAGGUGGGCGCGGAGCCGAGCGGCAGCGGCGAGGGGAGGGCCACAGGCUGCCGCUCCGCCAUGCAGCUUGCGCGGAGCGAGGGGAAAGAGCACCUGAUUGCCCUGUUUUGCGACAGCAGCCGCGGGGCGCCGCCCGGACGCGUCUCCGGCCUCCCAGCGCCUGCGACUUGA